This is a messenger RNA of Colletotrichum tamarilloi, 1119 nucleotides long. RefSeq lists its product as uncharacterized. Lineage: Eukaryota; Fungi; Ascomycota; Sordariomycetes; Glomerellales; Glomerellaceae. Bases 1 to 1119 code for a protein of 372 amino acids. The record is from RefSeq and is a predicted model, not a curated record. The transcript has 3 exons.
AUGAAGUGGAAGAAUCUCACGAGGCCGACGCCCAAUGUCCCGCUAGCGCCCGUACCACUUCCUGGGCCUGGGGCUACGCGGGAUGGCGCGGAGAUUGUGAAGCAGUUGACGGGGUUGUCUCGGUCGAGUAUGAGUGGUGACCAGGGUGCGAGACUGGAUCUUGUCAAGGUUAUUGAGCUUGAGGGGGAGUUAUGGGAGCCGGAGGGAAUUGUGAGGCUUGCGGGUAAUGGUAUGGAGGGGAAUGACAGAGAACGGGAUCCAGUGGACGUUGAUGAGGAGGAGAAUGGUGAUGAGGAAAGGUUCUGGGUUUCGGCAGGGGAGUAUACCGUCCCGACGGAGAAGUAUCCUGACGGAAAAUGGAUUGAUGGGACGGAUCGGAGUGCCGGGGCGGGCUUUGCGCAUUUCGUGGUGUUUGACGGGCGCGGAAGACGUGUUGGGGACUGGGUUGUUUCCGAGGAAGGGGACUUGGAGUACCGACCGAAUUCGACGGCAACAGUGGUGAGGGUUGAUCCGGUCAGCGUGGAAAUGGAGAGGGUCUUCCAGGUGGCGGAUCACCAGGGUGGGAUCGUGCAUGAUGUCCACAAUGGGACGUUGACGACAUUGGGGUGGGGUGGGAGAGUUGCGAGGAGAUGGGAUAUCAGCCAGGCCGGGAUGACAUGGGAGGGCGAAACUGGCGGUGGGAUAGGAAAGGGGAAACAGGCUCAACUUGGCAAACGGGGUGAAGUGGAUUACAAUGGGGAAGUCGACGGACCUCAGACAACAAUCGUGAAUCCUUCACACUGGAUCGAUUACCAAGACUGUAAAUCUCUCGGCAUCGUCGACGGGAGGCAUCUGAUGCUUUGUUCCGGCAUCGCGAUGCUGGCGCCGGGGUUGGAGGUGGGUGGGUUGGCGAUUGUUGAAGUGGAAGGGAUGGUUCCUCUGUGGGAGGUGCCGUUCAUGGAAAGAACAGGGGUUAUGCCGUGGACGGGGGAUGAGGACCACAUAGAAGCGAGCAUGAGGAGGAAGAGCGUGUUGAUGACGAAGAACCCGAUGGAUGUUGCUGUCGUUGGGGGACGAGUGAGGCUGUAUUUUGCGCCGGAAGAGGGCAAGAGUAGAAUUUUUGUUUAUGAGUUGUUUUAG